Messenger RNA from Hippocampus comes (tiger tail seahorse), 956 nucleotides. RefSeq names its product chromosome unknown C16orf46 homolog (gene cunh16orf46). NCBI's taxonomy places the organism in Eukaryota, Metazoa, Chordata, Actinopteri, Syngnathiformes, Syngnathidae. The coding region runs from base 86 to 697 and encodes 203 amino acids. The transcript is spliced from 3 exons. The record is from RefSeq and is a predicted model, not a curated record.
CUCGCGGAUUUUACGUAACGUUUAAAAGCACGACUACGUCAUCACGGCUGUUGUCACCCACGAACGAUUGCCUAAUCCCACAGCAAUGGACGGAUCAGAUGAAGAAAAUCCUGAUCAGGAAGAUGCUGUUGAGGAGCAACUGUACAAAGCACAAAGGAUUCAUGUCGAUGUCCUGCUUGAGAUGAGUGAGGAGGCCUUUUUAAAAGAAACGGAUCCACACGAGUAUCAUUGCUACUGUGGUUGGGAAGAGGCCGUGCGGGGCUGGGACAGAGUUGCUCCAGUUAGUUGCAUUCUACUUCCUCAAAAGAAAGACAAAAAACCAAAGCCGCGUAAGGACACAACAGACAAUCCACCCUCCACGCAUGCAGAGACAAUUCAUGGAGACACGUUAGCCAUGAGUGGAGAGCACUGUGGCGAGUCCCAGUCGAGCCCUCAUUACUCGAAGAAAUCCACACCGUCAAGCCAGAAGACCAUAAUCGAACCAGAAUCCCCAGAAUGGCAUGCGCUGGAUGGCGCAGAGGAAGACUCAUCGCAUCUACUCCACGAAGAGAGGUCGCAUGUCAGCGGGAUUCCUUUGCACCUACAACAUUUACCCUCAAACAUGACAAAGGGCAGGCCACCCAAACCCAUGAAGCGCCAAACUAAAAGCAAAGUUGUUCCCAUUACCAACUUCACAUUUUUACCUCCAAUAAAAUGAUGGGCCAGCCACAGCUCAGCUUUAUAUGCCAUGAAAAAAAAACCAGGAAUAUUAUGAAAAUGGUUGCUUUUUUUUUAAGAAACGUGGACUUCCAAAUCAAACCAAAGAUGAAGUCAGCAACUUUUUUUUUUUUAAACAAGGGUUUCUGAGCUUUCUACUUUCCAAAAUGCAUGUGAUGAAAUGUAGUACUUCAGUACUCAUGUGCCCUGUCCUGUUGAUUACCACCCACGCACAUUAAAAUAUGAAGAGUGAUUUGGGA